AUCAGAACAAUUUACGUUGCGAAAAAACAGUAUAUAUAUUAGCGAGCAAAGAUCAACAUACAAGUGGAAGUAGCAAAAAAAAAAAGAAAGUUUAAUAUAUCGACAGUUAUUAGCGCACUGAACAAAAAAAAGAGAAAGAAAGUGAAUUAUGAAUUUAUCUUUCGCUGGUUGCGGUUUUCUGGGCAUUUAUCAUGUCGGUGUGGCCGUGUGUUUUAAGAACUAUGCGCCACAUUUGCUGUUGGAGAAAAUUGGAGGUGCAUCUGCAGGCUCCCUGGCGGCAUGUUGUCUGCUUUGCGAUUUGCCCCUUGGCAGCAUGACAUCUGAUUUUUUUCGAGUAGUGAACGAGGCUCGUCGUCACUCGCUUGGCCCCUUCAGUCCCUCGUUCAACAUACAGACGUGUUUGCUCGAGGGUCUGCAGAAACACCUGCCCGAGGAUGCACAUUUGCGAGUGAAUGGGCGGUUACAUAUUUCACUGACUAGCGUCUAUGAUGGCCAAAAUGUUAUAAUUUCACAGUUCGAAUCUCGCGAGGAGGUGCUGCAGGCCCUGCUCUGCGCAUGUUUUAUUCCAGGCUUCUCUGGCAUUUUGCCUCCGAAAUUUCGCGGUGUGCGCUAUAUGGACGGUGCCUUUUCAAACAACUUGCCCAUUCUUGAUGAGAACACCAUUACAGUCAGCCCCUUCUGCGGCGAGAGCGACAUUUGUCCACGGGACCAAAGCUCCCAGCUGUUUCACUUUAACUGGGCAAACACUAGCAUUGAAAUCUCCCGACAAAAUGUCAAUCGAUUUGUUCGCAUUCUGUUUCCCCCCCGCCCCGAGUUCCUAUCGAAAUUUUGCCAGCAAGGAUUCGACGAUGCCCUUCAGUUUCUUCACCGCAACAAUCUAAUCAACUGCAGACGCUGUAUUGCUGUUCAAUCGACUUUUGUUGUCUCCGAAACAGUUGCUCAGCCCCCAGAGUUCGACCCAGAGUGCCAUGAAUGCAAAAAGCAUAGAAAAGACGCUUUGACAUCAAACAUGCCGCAAACUGUGCUGGACGUAAUACAGGACUACAUUGAGCAGGCAAACAAAGGAUUGGCCAACUGGAUCUUUAGGCAUCGCGGCCUCAAGCUACUCUCGCUGCCAGCCACAGUGCCAAUGGACUUUUUGCUGGCCACCGUAUAUAAAAUCUCCAGUCUGACCCCGAAGCUAACUAAACAAAUGCGACAAGUGGUUUCCCAGUUGCACAAUGCAAUUCAAACGCGCCUCUUUAGUAAAUUCACGCUCUACGACACGCCACACUUUGAUGCAACUGGAUUGUUGCACUCAAGUCGCUUGUACGGACCGCGCGUCUCAAUAUUGGUCGAUGAAUGCGGCGCCACCCCACUGAAUGUCGAUGUUGAUAACUUUGAACAUGUUCUUAAGAUGAGCACGCAUAAUGAUGCCCUCUACGCCUACUACUACACUGAUAAUAGCACCAAUCACGUAAAAGUGACUGAAAUAUUUGACUUUGAUGAAAUGACGGAGCACGGUCAGCUGGCUACAGAUUUGCAGCUCUACGAAGGCUCCGUCGAGGAUCAUCCAAAUCCACGUCAGUCACACUCACAUAAUGCAGUUGUCAGCGAAUGGAAUGGUGUUGAAUCCGACUUCUUCAUAGACGCUCAAACGCCCAAUACGACAGAAGAGCCCGAAUCGCCGUACUUCCACGCGCUAAAUAUCGAAAACGAUUCGGAAGAGACAAAUGCUUCUUUGGCUAAUCAGCAUGCGGCUCAAUCAUCCAUAAAUAACACCGAUUUAUGUAUAGAAAUCGAAUGAGCUCUCCUCACAUGACAAUCGAAACACGAAUUUAUAACGAAUAUAACGAUUCCAAAGCGGCUCCUAGCAAAGCGAAGAGCCUUAUUUAGCUUUCCGUUAGCUUUUAAUACUUAUAUUAUUGUAGUACGAAAGCGUAUGUUUCUAUGUAUGUAAUUAUGUAAUUUGUUUUACAUAUGCUCUUUGCUUCAUCUAGUUUUCUUUGGGUUGCAGUUAGAGCACGUUAUUAAACAUUGUUUUAUCCUUGGCUGUUUAUUCGUAUUUCAAAUGGCUUGAGAACAUCUAUGUUUAAUGUCUUCAAUAAUAAAAAUGUACAUCAUUUAAUCUA
Drosophila arizonae is the source of this 2111-nucleotide messenger RNA. RefSeq names its product patatin-like phospholipase domain-containing protein 2. Gene Ontology annotation, cellular component: lipid droplet; cytoplasm; membrane. Gene Ontology annotation, biological process: lipid homeostasis; triglyceride catabolic process. Lineage: Eukaryota; Metazoa; Arthropoda; Insecta; Diptera; Drosophilidae. Gene Ontology annotation, molecular function: triacylglycerol lipase activity. The record is from RefSeq and is a predicted model, not a curated record.